Filobasidium floriforme is the source of this 1311-nucleotide messenger RNA. RefSeq lists its product as uncharacterized. Bases 1 to 1311 code for a protein of 436 amino acids. The transcript has 6 exons. NCBI's taxonomy places the organism in Eukaryota, Fungi, Basidiomycota, Tremellomycetes, Filobasidiales, Filobasidiaceae. The record is from RefSeq and is a predicted model, not a curated record.
AUGACCCCUCCCCUUCGCUCUGAGCGAAGGUUUUCGGGCGUCUCGCGACGAAACUUGGUCUUGCCCUCCUGGUCUGCGACUUUCGAUCGACCACCCCGAGGCGGCACUGAUACUGCUCGGGAUGCCUCUGAUCUCACCGCCAGCUUACCGACAGUAGUUAGCGACGGAACAGAUUGCUGGAAAGGUGUAAGAAGGGUCGUCGUCAUAGGCGUUCACGGCUGGUUUCCCAACUUUACGGCGCUACAAAAGGUGGUGGGCACACCGCGCACCUCCGGCUAUUUCUGUUCGAUGAUGGGUCAAUCCGUUCUGGCCGCUUUCGAGAACGCUCAUGGCGUUGGCGAAGAUCAGUUAGACAAGUUGACCUAUAUACCGCUCGACGGCGAAGGCAGCAUCUCGGAGCGGGUGGAAAAACUCUUCAAGGUCUACCUGAGCAAGCCGGAAUGGGUCAACGAUGUAGAGCGCGCCGAUGCCAUCUUCGUCGCAGCUCAUUCCCAGGGAUGCAUCGUCGCGGCUCACCUGUUGGCCCGGAUGAUCGAGAAUGGGCACAUUCACACAUCGCAGAUGCCUCGCGUCAUCUUGUCGUCUUUCUGCGGGGUACAUCUCGGUCCUUUCUACAACAGCGCGACUUCAACCGUCAUCACUCCGUAUCUAUGGUUUGAGCAUCCGAGCGCGAGGGAGUUAUUCGACUUUCAAGAUACGUCAUCCCGGGUCAGCGAGGACUACCAGAGCAGUCUCCGGUUGAUCCUUGAUCGUGGCGUUAAGGUGAUCUUAUUAGCGUCUCUUGACGAUCAAAUGGUACCGAUCUACAGCGCAUCCUUCUCCGCCGCAAGACAUCCACUAUUGCUUCGAGCGCUUUACGUGGACUCUUCCAUCUCGUCGUCUCAUGACUUCAUACUCAACCUCAUCACUUUGGGCAUGAUGAUUUUGAACGCUGGCUUGGACGAUCAGGGUCUGAUCAGUCAUCUAAGCGAAGCGACGGCGGGCGCUUGGCGCGGCGUGGGGCAUUCCUCGCCAUACGAGGAUCCAGGGGCUUAUGAUCUGGCCGUAAACUAUCUGUUGAAGACGUCAAAUCCUGGCGCAGAGCCUCUCGAGGUGGAGUCAUUUGGCGCCCGAGACGUCAAAAAUGACUACGAACUGCCCUGGAUUUUGAGAGGCGUGAUGGACGAUCCGAAGGUGCAAGAGCUCUUUCCAUCGGAAAUCAAGGCGCUCAAAGAUACCAUCUUGUCCUGGCAGCCCGAUACACGGGCGUUGAGGGAUAUCAAGAGAAGGGCAAGUCGACUCUCCCAACCCGUCCUCACCGUGCAUGACUGA